UGCCUGGAGCUCUGAUAUACAGAAUCUCAAGAGCUUCAUUAAAUCCCUCCAAAUCUCUCCACGUCAUCCCAAUUCUUUGUCUUUAAAGCUCUUCAAUAUCCUCCUUUAAAAUCUAGAAAUCAUGGUAAACUUCAAUUUAUUCAGAUUGGCACAUCUCAUCAAAUAAAUGAGCUCUUCAAGCUGACUUCCCACCUUAUAUUAGACUUCGAUAGGUACAGGUUACGAUCUUUCGAAUUCCGUCUUCUCUCCGGAUGGACGAAACUUUCAAGUCGAAUAUGCAGUAAAGGCGGUCGAAAAUGGUGGAACCUCUGUUGGGAUUAAAUGUAAAGAUGGAGUUGUACUUGCAGUUGAGAAGAUCAUCACCAGUAAGCUCCUAAAGGCGGGAGCCAACAAACGUAUUGCGACAAUCGAUAGACAUAUGGGUGCUGUAUGUACAACCUUGAUAAUUGAAUAGUCAUUUUGAAAUGAUAAAACGGCUAAUUAUCCUUUUACAGGUAUCUUCAGGAUUAGUACCAGAUGGUAGACAUUUCGUUUCCCGUGCACGCGAUGAAGCUGCAAGUUGGCGUAACGUCUACAAAACUCCAAUUACAACCGCAGAUUUGGCUAGUCGAAUGGGUGGAUACCUUCAAGCAUAUACCCUCUAUUCAUCCGUACGACCAUUCGGUAUUACUGCGAUCGUUGCAGGUUAUGACUCUGAACAAGAAUUACCAGUCGAUGGACAAGUAGGAAGUGGACCAUCUAUUGGUUCUGGAGGAAAGGUUGAAGGCAAGAAGUAUGGUGGACCUGGUCUUUAUAUGAUUGAACCAAGUGGAUUGUACUGGGGUUACUAUGGGGCUGCUACCGGUAAAGGACGUCAAGUCGCAAAAGCCGAAUUAGAGAAGUUGGAUCUUGCAGCAGGGAAGUUGAGUCUAUUAGAUGGUGUCAAAGAGGCUGCGAGAAUUAUUUACGUUGCGCAUGAUGACAAUAAGGAUAAGGAAUUCGAGCUUGAGAUGACCUGGAUUAGCAAUCUUGAUGGACCAACAAAGGGAAGACAUGAGGAAGUACCGAAGGAUAUUCUUGAGGAAGCUGAGAAUUUAGCGAAGAAGGCUUUGGAAGGUGAAGAUGAUGAGGAAGAAGAGAAACCGGCUGAAGGAGAUAAGAUGGAGGAAUAGUUAAAGAAGUAUGUGUGAGAAUCCCUUUGUAUCAACACCUGCCUUUACAAUUUUACAUGGCCUAAAGGUUUUGAGCUUAUCACAGCAUACGACACUCUAAUGAUACAUUUUACGCCAUUGAUUUUAUUUGAGUCUUUUCUUUUUACUACUUUAUGCAAUCCUAGAG
Sclerotinia trifoliorum is the source of this 1317-nucleotide messenger RNA. NCBI's taxonomy places the organism in Eukaryota, Fungi, Ascomycota, Leotiomycetes, Helotiales, Sclerotiniaceae. The record is from the annotation of a GenBank genome assembly.